AUGGUUGAACCCAGCAUUCAUACAACAGGGACUGUGAAGGCGACAGGUCCGGUGACAGUAACGCAGAGGGGAGGCCCACGCCGAUCAUCAGCCUUGCUAAAGAAGGCAGACUCUGAGGAGAGCGAUUAUACAGUGACCGACGACGAGUCCGUUACUGCAAGCGGCGCUGCAACGGACGUACCUCAGCUGUCAUUGUCCCCGACAGCCCCAAGCCGGCUUCUCAAGAUGGCAAACCCGGAUAGGCCAUACGACAUGUUUGCUGAUGGAUCUGGCCGUCUCGUUCGGGCGAUGGGUGCACUGAUACCCGACGGAUACAAGCAGGAUACCACCAUACCAUCGCGCCCUUGGAUCUGCCCCGUUCGAUCGUGCCGUUGGUUAUUCAAGGCUCUGCAUGAUCUCGGACAUCACUUCAAGCAUAAGCACCGUGGCUGCGAAUUAAACGAUAACCUGGAUGGGACGCUUUGUGUCUUGCGGGAGAAGGGUGGUCGCUCUCCGCCUGGCAUCAUCUCGCGGAAUCCCAUGGAUUCCGAACCGAUUGGAAAGCCCAAGCAGCCGGUCUAUCGCAAAAAAACGGUGCUCUGGGUCGAGGCAGUCAAGGGUGAUGCCUCUGAGGGUUCUCUUCCAAGGAAGGUUGACCACAUCGCUCCCGAUCGCGACGCCCUUGAUGUUGUUUCCGAUAUUGGCUUGGAGACCGCAACAGAUGGCCGGCUGUAUGAUCACUGGUGGGCGGGUGAAUCAGGCCAGCUGGUACAUAUGGCCGGCGCCUUGAUACCGGUAGGCUACAAGCUUGACGAUACCUAUUCAGAUCGCCAGUGGGUUUGUCCCAUUCGAUCAUGCAGGCUUGCUUGCAAAUCAAAGAGGAGUCUAGGCUACCAUUUUCAGAUAACUCAUAAAAGCUGCACUUUGAACGACAACGGCGAUGGGACUUUCUCAGUCGUCGGCUACUCAGCCUCCGAUAUCGCUCCCCGUGUUGUUUCCAGGAAACCACUAGAUCCGAGCGAGGGUCCUAUACCAGAGCCUCAGUUUCCAGUAUGGAGCGCCGAAGGCUGCAACGCUGCGCGGCAGAAGCGCUUGGUUGUGCAAUCCCCAGCCGGGCCCUCAAGCGCUGACGAGAGUGCAUCUGUCAUCACCGGCUCCUCCACUGCCAUCUCCGGCGAUGCAGAUCGCCUGUGGAGCUACAUUCGCUCUCGAGUUGGCUUCCGACUCCCUUCCUCCGCACCGUCAGGCCUGGAGUUACUCCUCCGGCAAUCCAAGCUGCGGGACCUGAAUUUGGCCCGUUUCACACCGCCGAGUGCGCUCACUCCCAAACAAUACGCCGCCAUGAUCAUCCAAAUUGUCGGAGAAGAGAACCCCAAACGCUGCAGCGAAUGUCGGCGCCAUCCUGAUCCGCUUCACAGCUGCGUCGGCCUUUCAGUAGAUGCAGCGAAAAAUGUUUACGGCCUAUUAACCACCUCCGCGCGCGCAUGUGCGAACUGCCUAUUCCGCAAGCGGGAUAACCAAUGCAGCCUCAGGAGGUAUACCUCUCUCCUUCUCACCGCCUCUGAGGAUCGUUAUGCAGCACACGCGCCCCACGAUACUUUUGAGGAGCCGGGCGAGGACAUUUUCGGCCGCAGGCGGUCUACGCGGCUCUCGCUAGUGCAUGACGAUGACGACGCGGAUUCAAGGGGUGAAAGCAUGGCCGAUCCGGCUCCUAGGUCAAGGCCGAGACGAUCAGUCCUUGGAAGACGUUCUGCUGCCGCAUGGAAGACUGACCCGCCCACCGAAGCUGAUCUGCACAUGGAGAGCUGGGAGAUUGCCGACCGGCGGAUCAACGUAGCUGACGAGCCGCUGGCGUUCUCCUCCGCCUACCUCACCGCCAACCAGACAGUCCAAGUCACCUCCAACGCAACCUUCGUGGCAACCACCAUCCCUUCUGGCCGCGUGGAGCAGUUCCCUGCCGAUAGCACUAAGACCCGCAUCUGCACGCUCUCCAGCGGUAAGCUGCGCGUCCAGGUGGGCAGCGAGCCGGAAUUUGCCAUUGGCUCCCAAGGGAUCUUCAAGAUUGACCCCGGUGUGGCUUGCUCGGUAAGCAAUAGGUGCUAUCUUGAUGUGGUACUCCAUAUCACCUCAUUGAGUGCGGCGUAG
This is a messenger RNA of Chaetomium strumarium, 2124 nucleotides long. RefSeq lists its product as uncharacterized. The transcript is spliced from 5 exons. Lineage: Eukaryota; Fungi; Ascomycota; Sordariomycetes; Sordariales; Chaetomiaceae. The record is from RefSeq and is a predicted model, not a curated record. The coding region runs from base 1 to 2124 and encodes 707 amino acids.